CGCCACCGCCGUGCACGGCGGCGAGUGGGUGGGCAUCCGGCAAUCUGCGCACUAUUGUUGCACUCGUGGGUUCUCGAGCAGUGAGGGUGUCCGAGCGGUUUCGCCCGUCUCCCUUUGUUUUCCUUUCGCCGUCCACCUUGAUAUAUCAUGUGGGUUCGAGUGGAUUUGCACUUGCUUCACUUCCUGGUCUGUCUUGAACCAUGCGCCCCCAAGCAUGCCUGCCGCGAUGCCUGGUUUGGUUGCCGCGCUCUCGGGCCAGGAGUGGCUGCGGGGGCAUGUCCCGACAUUCGCCGAGCAGGGUGUUGACGAUUUGGAGACCUUGUUCCCAUUGCGGGAGCAGGGCUUGACAGACGCAGGCGUGAAUAUCGGCCACAAGACAAAGUUGCGCAACGCGACGAGCAAAAGAACGAGUGGCGGUGCGAAGUCUGUCCCAGCAGUGGCGCUGCAGGCGCGCGAACAAACUCUGGCGAAGGUGAGGAACUCGCGGAAUCUGCCCUGCCCGAUCCAUGCUCCGCGUAAGUCGUUCGCGUUGGCCCCCGCGUAAACGCAAUGGGCGCGCGCGCGCCCUGUGCGCCUUGCAUGUGCAGAGAAAAGCUAGGGCAGAGGCGUCGCCUCUCAAGGGGGCCGUCGUUGAGGCCGCGGCGGCCGGCGUCCCCGCCCCGGAGAUUGCAGCUGCGGGGGUAUUCCAUUUUUGGUAAGCAAAACCCGAGCAGGGCGACCCAGCUCUUCUUUCCCUUCUCUCCUUCGAUCCUUC
Messenger RNA from Prorocentrum cordatum, 754 nucleotides. Lineage: Eukaryota; Dinophyceae; Prorocentrales; Prorocentraceae. The record is from the annotation of a GenBank genome assembly.